This is a messenger RNA of Laetiporus sulphureus 93-53, 150 nucleotides long. RefSeq lists its product as uncharacterized. The transcript has a single exon. Lineage: Eukaryota; Fungi; Basidiomycota; Agaricomycetes; Polyporales; Laetiporaceae. The record is from RefSeq and is a predicted model, not a curated record. The annotation marks the transcript as partial.
GGAGAACGUUAUUUCAUAACGUUCAUUGACGGCAAGUCGCAUCACCUCGUUGUCCACCUGAUGAAGACGAAGGACGAAGCCCUCCGCCACACCAAAGCAUAUUUCGAGCGCGCCGAGGCAGAAACGGGCAAACGCGCCAACAUCCUGCGC